AUGCUUCCGCUGCUCGUCUCCCCGCUAGCGCGCGCGGAAUCCGCGCUUCUCCGCCGCCCUGCGCCUCCCCCUGCGACCGGCGCGCCCGCGGCCGACCAGGAUGUGAUAUGGGAGCUCCACGGUGACAGGUGGCGGCGCCUGAUUGGCGGAGACAGCAGCAGCAGCAGCAGCGCAAGCAGCAAUAGGGGGAAGGGCCAGCUAAGGGUGGAAGUUGAAUUGGAAGGCGAGGAAGCUGCUAACGCGUACGAGGAGGAACACGGACGCGUUGUAAAGGGGAUCGUUACAAGCACGGGGAAUGGCAAUGGGAAGGCCGCAGGGGGUAGGGUUUUAGCGGGGGAGGAGGAUGAGCGGAGCAGAGGGGGGGAUAUGGUUGCGCGGGUGGUGAGGGGAGUGAAAGCGGCGGUGGUGAGAUGGAUGUUACCAGAGGGUUAUCCCGAUAGUGUGACUCCUGACUAUAUGGAGUACACAGUGUGGCGCAUGCGGCAAACAGUGGCGAGCGAAAUGAACCACGUGCUUACAACGCAGGUGAGACGCGUUUCUAUCCUUCCUUCUCUCUCUUCUCUCAAACGGUCCUUCGUGGUAAAGGACGGGCUGGGCUAUGCAGCCGAGGUCACGCCCUCCCAGUUCAACAUGUUGCAUCCCUUCCCCCCUCGAACGGUCCUUGCAUUAAUCACGCUGGUGCAGCUGUCCCUCGCUAAGAGGGACGAUGGGGCCCUGCAUGCCGAGCUCGUCCGCUGCCAAGGCCUCGUUGUCACAGUCACGUCACACAACCACACUCUCUCCCUCUCUUUCCCCCCUCUCUUCCCUCUCUCCCUCCCUCCCUUUCUCUCUUCCCUCUCUCGCUUCCCUCCCUCUCUUCCCUCUCUCCCUCCCUUUCUCUCUUCCCUCUCUCACUUCCCUCCCUCUCUUCCCUCUCUCUUCCCUCUCUCGCUUCCCUCCCUCUCUUCCCUCUCUCCCUCCCUUUCUCUCUUCCCUCUCUCGCUUCCCUCCCUCUCUUCCCUCUCUCCCUCUCUUCCCUCUCUCUCUCUCUCUUUCUCUCUUCCCUCUCUCGCUUCCCUCCCUCUCUUCCCUCUCUCCCUUCCUUUCUCUCUUCCCUCUCUCGCUUCCCUCCCUCUCUUCCCUCUCUCCCUCCCUUUCUCUCUUCCCUCUCUCGCUUCCCUCCCUCUCUUCCCUCUCUCCCUCCUGCAGGCAAUGCUGUACGCGGUGGGGCUGGGAAAAGGCGCCAUCCCAGCAGCAGCCGCGGUCAACUGGGCAAUGCUGUACGCAGUGGGGCUGGGCAAGGGCGCCAUCCCAGCAGCAGCCGCGGUCAACUGGGUCCUAAAAGACGGGCUGGGCUACGCUGCAAAAGUCACGCUCUCCCAGUUCGGCCGCCAUUUCGACGUCUCCCCCAAGCGCUCGCGCCUGCUCUCCGACCUCUUUGAGAACCUCUCCGCCUCCCUCGAGCUCCUCACAGCCACCUUCCCGCAGUACUUCGUCCAGCUGGCCGCUGCAGCCGGGGCAGGGUUCUCUGCUUCCAGCCUCGUGCAGAGCGCCACGAGAAACCGGUUCUACGCCGGGCUGGCAGGCAGAAGAAAUUUCGCCGAGAAUCUCUCCGCUUCCCUCGAGCUCCUCACGGCCACCUUCCCGCAGUACUUCGUUCAGCUGGCCGCCGCUGCCGGGGCGGGGUUCUCUGCCUCGAGCCUCGUGCAGAGUGCCAUGAGAAACCGGUUUUAUGCCGGGCUGGCAGGCAGAAGAAACUUUGCCGAGGUGCUAGCACGUGCAGAGGCACAGGGCAUGGUCUUGGCGCGGGCAGAGGCACAAGGCAUGGUGAGCAAGACAUUGGGGAUGGCUCUAGGCAUCGCCAUUGCUCCUCACGUAGGCACCAGGGGUCCUCUGCUGUGGCUGAUCCACGCAUGCCCUGCUGUCCGGCCCACCCAUGUGAUUGUACUUCACUUUCUGCUCCUCCCCUUCCUCUCCCCACAGGUGCUAGCACGCGCAGAGGCACAGGGCAUGGUGCUAGCACGCGCAGAGGCACAGGGCAUGGUGAGCAAGACAUUGGGGAUGGCACUAGGCAUCGUCGUUGCUCCUCACGUGGGCACCCGGGGCCCUCUACUGUGGGCAACUCAUGGCCUGCUGUCCGCCGCCCACCUGUUUUGCAACUACCGCUCGUACAAGGCCGUUCAACUCAGGACGCUCAACCCCUUCAGAGCAGAUAUUGUCCUGGCAGAGUACGUGGCCAAUGGCAGGGUGCCAGGUGUCAUCGAAGCGUCCCCUCCACCUCUCCCCGGCACAGGUAGCGAGAACUGGAUUGAGUUCGGAGUGCCCUUGGCAAGUAGGCAGCAGUGGCUCACACAGACAGACGUCUCAACACUCCCUUACUCCCAUUCCACCCGAACCCCCUCCCCUCCUCCCCUUUCCAGGCCUCUCCCCCUCCUCGUCCAGGCACAGGCAGCGUCUCCUCCACCCCUUCCCGGCACAGGGAGUGAGAACUGGAUCGAAUUUGGGGUGCCCUUGGCCGCAGUGGCGCACACAGAGCGGGAGGCUGAGACCAUGGCUGAUAUAUUCCGAGGAGAGAAGUACCUGCUUGGGCGGGACGAGCGUACGGGGCAGAUGCAGUGGGAGGAGGCAGAGGCGGUGGCUGGGAUGGGAUAUGCCGAGGAGAGAAGUACCUCCUUUGACAGGACGAGCGUAGUGUUGAAGGAGGGGGCCCUCCCAAAGGACUUCCUCCGAGCGGCCCUACUAGCCGCCUACCUCCGCACGCUCUCUCCACACGUCCUCUGCCCCACCAUCCACUCUUUCUACCCACCAUCCAUGCAGGUAGUGUUGAAGGAAGGAGCAGUCCCUCGGGACUUCCUCAGAGCGGCCCUGCAAGCCGCCUACCUCCGCACUCUAUCUCCACACGUCCUCUGCCCCACCAUUCAUUCCCUCGCCCCCCAAGCGCGCACCCACGUCCAAGCCCGCGCCGCCGAGUUUUCCUCCUUGGGGAAGCAGAUCAAGGUAGUGUUGAAGGAGGGGGCACUCCCAAGGGAUUUCCUCAGAGCGGCCCUGCAAGCCGCCUACCUCCGCACCCUCUCUCCACACGUCCUCUGCCCCACCAUCCACUCUCUCGCACCCCAAGCGCGCACCCACGUCCAAGCCCGCGCAGCCGAAUUCGCUUCCUUGGGGAAGCUAGAGGUGCUGCAUGCUUCGUAUGACCGCAUGGCUGCGGGGUUUGAUGGGUUGUGUGAGGCGCUGAGAGCGAAUGGGUGGCGCUGUGACGAUGGCUUGUUGGCUCGGCCAGGAGACUGGCGACUGCUGCUGGCACCUGAGGAGAAGAGGAAAUGA
Messenger RNA from Closterium sp. NIES-65, 3303 nucleotides. The record is from the annotation of a GenBank genome assembly. Lineage: Eukaryota; Viridiplantae; Streptophyta; Zygnematophyceae; Desmidiales; Closteriaceae.